Molecule: messenger RNA, 653 nt
Organism: Prosopis cineraria
Lineage: Eukaryota; Viridiplantae; Streptophyta; Magnoliopsida; Fabales; Fabaceae
Exons: 2
Coding region: 88-513 (141 amino acids)
Source: RefSeq, a predicted model, not a curated record
AAGCGGGAGACGUUGGCCUACGCUGUCCUGCACAUCCGGAGUUUGCAGCUGAAGCAGCUCGGAGUCAUAAUCGGAAUCUUGGUCAUCAUGCAAAUGGAUAUUCAGUUUCGGAUCCGAAGCAUUAUAUCCCAUCCCUUCCUCUCUCGAAACCAAAGAUCAUCGUCAUCUUGCUCGCCUUACAAAAGUUUCUGUUCCAGAAGGGAUUUUCAAGAAUCUAAAGAAAACGGCGAUGAUAAUGAUAACGGAGACAAAUUUUCAAGAGACUGGGACAGGGCAUGGUCAAACUUCAGGAAGCAAGGGAGAAAAUCACUCUUCUCCCAGUUUUCUCCAGACAAGUACGUGAGCUGGAAUCCAAGGCGAUCAGAGUUCCCAAUCUCUGAGGAGACUGAUCCGAUCAAAAGAACAGAGAGAUCAAACCUCAUGUUGUGGACUAGUCCUGGCUUCACUUUAGUGGGGGCUAUUUUAAUUGUUUCAUUCCUUUUGUUAUAUACCAUUCUUGCACCAAUCAAGUGAUAUCCUUGCUCUAUAUCUCAGAAGUAAACCAUGGCUUCACUGAAACUGUGAAUUGCCUAUCAAUGUGGUUGCUAAUCUCUUACUCUUUGUCAUGUUGAUUCAUCCACCGGCAACAAAUAUUAUCCUCAGAAUUCUUGUUA